GGGCCUGCUCAGUGUUUAUUAUACACUUUCAUGAUUAGAGUGAAUUGACGCGGGGCGUACGUCUCAGCUGUAUAACAAAAAUAUUUAUUAAAAAACGUGUGUUUUUCAUACAAAAUAAUUUGUAUAACAUACAACACAGUAGUUUGUGUUGAAUAUUUUGUGAACAAAUAUUGUCAAGUGAUUAUUUACAUUUUAUAAAUGUUCAAAACAAAAAGUAAUACACGUGUAUUAUAAUAAGUCAUCCUCAUCAUCAUUUCGUGUUCACAAGCGAUAUCAAUGUGUGAUUUUAGUGUGUUGUUAUGAUAUUGAAGUGAGCCGUGAGGUGAAUGUUCUAAACUCACUGUGUACCUAUAAAUGUAUUAUAAACUCUUGUCGCCAUUAUGAUGUUUCUGUGUUGUUUUUUUUUUUAAAUAAAUAAAUAACGUUGGAAUCAUUUACCAUAGAUAUAAGAUAUCAUUUUUCCAAUUAUCUAUGAUAUAAACAUAACGUGUACGCAACUUUUUUUUUAAAACACCCAUGCACUUUUGUUAUUAUUUUGAUUAUGUGUUUUUGACCCUACUCUGUAUGGUGCUAAGCGGUAGAGUUCAUUUGUGCCAGUCUCGACAUUAAGGGGUGUGCGCACUUUAUGUAUAUGUUUAUCUCUGUCAUACACAUUUAAAAGGGUAUCAAAACAAUAAAUAACAAAAACACAAAGUGCAUUAUUUUUUAAAUAUACAUAUGACAUUUUUUUGAUAAGAUUUUGUGUCAUCAUUUGUGUGUGAUUUUUUCCAAAUAUUUGAGCAAUAAUUUUAAUAUUUGUGUGAUAUUUGAUUUGAUUUAGAAGACGACUUUAAAUACUUGUUGGUGUUAUAUUUAUUAUGCGACUGCUCAGUCUAAUGUUUUGACUGUGUGUUGUACACUACUUGUCUCUGUCUUACAGAGCGACGAACGGAAGUGUAUAGUGCUGUCUAUGCAGGAGGCAAAAGUAAUUGUGUGUUAUUUCGUUUAGUGGUUUGUACGUAUAUUUCAUCGAGUGACAGUGUCCAAGUGUCUCCCUAGCGUUGCUAGAUCAUCAUAUUCACGAUGCUCUAAUUCUUAUUUAUUUAAUAACUUAAAUCCUGUGUCCAACUUAACCACUGAUUUCUUGAUCAAAACAAUUUUAUUGUGUCGGUGUUUUUAACUCCUCUCAAGGUUAGUGCACUCUCUUCAAUAAUGCGGGAAUUAUUUAUCGAUGGGUCCACGGUGCCGGAGUGAUGAAUUUGACCAUGUUUUAUUAGUGUUGACAAUGUUUAUUAUUAAGUGCACCUAAGAAAAAAUGGUGCAAUUGUGUGUUGCUCGAUUCUUCGCCUAAAUUUUAUAUUUAUUUUUUUAUAAAACAGAUUUUAAGUGUAUUUUUUUUAGUUUGUUUUAAAUUUUAGUUUGUUAUUUUUAAAGUGAUUAUAAAGUUAAAUUGUUUUUGUGUAUACCUGUUGGUUAGACCUAGUGGAAAUACUGGAGUCACAAAGAGCUCAACAAUUGUGGUCCAAGAGUGGCACUGGACACCCACAACAACAUUCGGGUGUGCAGCAACAACAGCAGGAGACGGUUGGCAGCAUCGGCGACGGGUCCAUGGUGUUGUUGAGCGCGACAACAGCACUCGACAGCUCGCUGGCCCCGUCGCGGCCUUCGCAGCACGCCACCGACUCCAUGGCCUGGCAUAAACACGAACAACUUGUCCUAAUGGAGAAGUCUAAAUCAAAACUGCCCAGCACGGGGACAGCACCACUAUCCGGCAGUGUGGAGACGGUGGUGGCGGGUGCUGGGAGUGGUAACAGUAGUACAAGUAGUGGUGGAACAAGUGGUCGGCAACGACAUGUCCCGUUAUACGGACGUCUUGUUGCGGAUGAACAACUUGCGGCAUCAAUGCAAGGCUCAGCGGCGGCCGCAGCGGCAGCUGCAGCGACGGCCGGUAGUAGUAGUAGUGGCACACCUUCGGAUAUACAAGCAAUGCAAGCAAGGAUACCACACCAUUUUCGGGAUCCAUCUACAGCACCACUCAGGAAGCUCAGUGUCGAUCUCAUAAAAACAUACAAACACAUAAAUGAGGUAUAUUAUGCAAAGAAAAAACGAAGAGCUCAACAAACGCAGGGUGAAGACAGUUCAAACAAAAAGGAACGCAAACUAUACAAUGAUGGUUUUGAUGAUUAUAAUCACGAUUAUAAAAUUAAAAAUGGUGAAAAGUUUUUGGAUCGAUAUGAAAUUGAUUCAUUAAUUGGUAAAGGCUCCUUUGGGCAAGUAGUGAAAGCAUAUGAUCAUGAGGAUGGUUGCCAUGUAGCAAUUAAAAUUAUUAAAAAUAAGAAACCAUUCCUCAACCAAGCGCAAAUCGAAGUUAAAUUAUUAGAAAUGAUGAAUAAGGCUGACGCAGAUAACAAAUAUUAUAUAGUUAAAUUGAAGAGGAAUUUUAUGUGGAGGAAUCAUUUAUGCUUGGUAUUUGAACUAUUAUCAUAUAAUUUAUAUGAUUUGCUGCGAAAUACAAAUUUCCGUGGUGUAUCGUUAAAUUUAACACGUAAAUUCGCACAACAAUUGUGUACUGCUCUAUUGUUCCUGUCAACACCUGAACUCAAUAUUAUACAUUGUGACCUCAAACCAGAAAAUAUAUUAUUAUGUAAUCCAAAACGGUCAGCAAUUAAAAUUGUUGAUUUUGGUAGUUCAUGUCAACUUGGACAAAGGAUAUACCAAUAUAUUCAAUCACGAUUUUAUCGAUCACCUGAAGUAUUAUUGGGCAUCACAUAUGAUCUAGCAAUCGAUAUGUGGUCAUUAGGUUGUAUAUUAGUUGAAAUGCAUACAGGUGAACCAUUAUUUAGUGGUGCAAACGAAGUGGAUCAAAUGAAUAAAAUUGUUGAAGUAUUAGGUAUGCCACCAAGACACAUAUUAGAUCAAGCAUUAAAAACACGUAAAUAUUUUGAUAAAUUACCUGGUUCGGAUGGCGGUUAUAUAUUGAAGAAAACACGUGAUAAUAAAAAAUAUAAAUUACCUGGUACACGGAAAUUACACGAUAUAUUAGGUGUAGAAACUGGUGGGCCAGGCGGACGACGAAUUGGUGAACCAGGACAUUCGAUGUCAGACUAUUUAAAAUUUAAGGACUUAAUAUUACGUAUGUUGGAUUAUGAUCCAAAAACACGUGUCACACCGUAUUAUGCAUUACAACAUAAUUUCUUUAAACGUACCGCGGAUGAAGGCACUAAUACAGCAAAUAGUCAAAGUACAAGUCCGGCGGUAGCUUCGUUAGAAAUGGCUGCAGCAGGACCUUCACAUGGUUUACUCGGCAGUCGAUCAACCCGCGCUGAGCAUUUACAAUAUCAACAACACUCGUCAAUGCAAUAUAACAGCAGCUCGUCAACACAGACAGCCAUGGAGUGUGAACCUGUAGCGCAUUGUAGCACAGGGCGAUCUUUCCCACAUGGACAUUCGCAUGGUAGGUCACGCUAUCCGACACAUCAUCAACAGCGUGCAACGAUUAGUACCAUUACCUCUGCUGGUAACAGUGGUUUGACAUCCGGAUCCCUGUCCUCGUUGCAUAAUAACAAUAAUAACAGUAAUUAUGCUCCAACCUCUUUACCAUUGGAUUUUGGUCCGGCAAGUUUAGAUUGCACCGGCUAUUUCCAAACAACAACUGAACCAUCCACAUCGAAGACAGUGGUACAACGUCAACAUGUUGGUACGGUUGCACCAUCAGCGACUGUUGUGUCGGGAGAUCGUGAUGAAAGCCCCAUGGUAGGGGUUUGUGUACAACAAAGUCCUGUUGCCAUUCAUUGACAUUAUUUCUCAUAAAACUGCGCUAAACAGCACAGGUCAAUUAAACAAGUAUUUAAAUAAAAGUGCGCGCGACGAUUGUGUCUGAAAAAAGCACACAGGAAAAAAAUUUAUACUAAUCAUGCACAAAAAAGCAAAUAAAUAAAGCAAGUACAAUCUCACACACAACAAGUUUUCCUCUAAACCAAACCUUUAUUGUCCUUCUUGUGUGUACUUGCUGGGAAAAUUGUGCAAAGCGGUGAUAAUAAUCAAAAACGAACGUCGUCUGCCUAAAAUUAAAUAAAAAUUUUAUAUGCUGAAUUUUUUGAUACGCAAAGACAAUUUUUAUUGUUUUGAAGUUAUUCCUAAUUUAAAACAGCGAGUUGUAUAAAAAUGCUAACCAAUUUAUGUGCGUUUUUUUGUUUUUAAAUUGGAUGUGAUGACAAAGAGAAACCAUGCAAAGAAAGAAAGAAGAAAAGUAAUUCUACUUGUGUAUAUAAAAAAAAAACAAAUUUUUAUUUAUACUGUGCUCUGAUUUACCGUAAUUUUAUUGAAUUUUGAUAGGACUGAGACAUGUUUUUAUUCGAGUAGUUUAGAGAAAAGGACACUGUGUUUGAACGUGUGUAUUACGGACUACUACGCAUGCCCAGCGCAAUAUUUUACACACUAAUAUACAAACGAUAUUUUAAUAUAUAACAAAUAUAUUA
Messenger RNA from Chrysoperla carnea, 4457 nucleotides. It is a transcript of the gene mnb, whose product is annotated as serine/threonine-protein kinase minibrain. Bases 1588 to 3774 code for a protein of 728 amino acids. The record is from RefSeq and is a predicted model, not a curated record. Gene Ontology annotation, biological process: peptidyl-serine phosphorylation; peptidyl-threonine phosphorylation; positive regulation of DNA-templated transcription. The transcript has 6 exons. Gene Ontology annotation, molecular function: transcription coactivator activity; protein serine/threonine/tyrosine kinase activity; protein serine/threonine kinase activity. Gene Ontology annotation, cellular component: nucleus. NCBI's taxonomy places the organism in Eukaryota, Metazoa, Arthropoda, Insecta, Neuroptera, Chrysopidae.